Messenger RNA from Rhinopithecus roxellana (golden snub-nosed monkey), 2269 nucleotides. RefSeq names its product izumo sperm-egg fusion 1 (gene IZUMO1). The transcript is spliced from 9 exons. NCBI's taxonomy places the organism in Eukaryota, Metazoa, Chordata, Mammalia, Primates, Cercopithecidae. Gene Ontology annotation, cellular component: plasma membrane; acrosomal membrane. Bases 1536 to 2249 code for a protein of 237 amino acids. Gene Ontology annotation, biological process: fusion of sperm to egg plasma membrane involved in single fertilization; sperm-egg recognition; heterotypic cell-cell adhesion. Gene Ontology annotation, molecular function: protein binding involved in heterotypic cell-cell adhesion; signaling receptor binding. The record is from RefSeq and is a predicted model, not a curated record.
AAGGAAUAUCGAUAAGGGAAUUCGGGCCCCAACGUGAGAAGCUCGCAGCUGGUGGUUGCAGGAGUUCCCUGUGGAGAGGGGAUCCUCCGUGACUCAGACCCCCAUCGAAAAGCUCUCGAUUUCACGCAACCAACCUUACCCUCGUCCCCAACAAAAUCCUUGAUUUUAGCCCUGGCAAAAUUAGCGUAGGUGGUCAUGACACCGGGUUCUUCUUUAAAAGCCCUCAGAACCUGGACCGGGCUCCUCAACCAACCCUAGUGUUGGAAGCCACAAGUCAGAAAUCAAGGUCAGGGAGCGGCUGUUUAGGGUGCAUCACUGUUCAGGAUGCACCGGGGCUCCUUUUUCUAAGCAGAAGGGUGCGCCCUGCAAAUUGGGAGCCCGUUAGUUUUGGGGAAGGGUGAACAGGGGCCCCUGGGUCUGGAGGACCGCAUGGAGUCUUGCUUAAGUCUUAGUACGGUCCCCAGGUUUAGGAAUUCGGAAUGUGUUUUGGUUUUGAAGGACUUCCGAGUUUGACAGUAUCGUGGUUGGGUCUGUGUUAGAUGAUUUAUUGGUUUGGGCUUUGAAUCUUCAGCUUGAGGUUCAACAGGUUUUUGGGGGCUGGCGGGGGAGUGCCUCAGUGUUGCACUUAAGGGUUGGAAUUCAGGAUCACGUCAAUCUGGGGACUUGGAAAAUUCCAUAGUUUGGGAUUUUGGGAAGGGGCGCAUGGGGUUGGGAGAUUCCAGGUCCUGAAUUUGGAGACUUAUGAAUGCUUCCUGUUUAACAGUUUUUCUGAUCUCUCAAUUGGGAUGCAGUGAGAACCCUAAAUUUGGGGUCCCCUGGGUUGGGGCUCAGUUUCACACUUCGGAGGCAUUUGAUGAAGGACAUAGGUCCUCUUUAUCUGGAGAUUUCCUGAAGAUCCUCUUUUCGCGGUUUGGGGACCCCAUGGAUAGGGAGCCCAGUAGGAUUUCUUAAGAUGGAUUUUGGCUUUUCUCCGUUUAGCGUUCUCCUGCUCUCGGUUUGGGGUGAGAGCACCCUUCCUAACGGUCUUCGGGAACUGUGCGCGCCGGCUGCAAUGGGGCCGCAUUUUACCCUCCUGUGUGCGGCGCUGGCCGGUUGCUUGCUUCCUGCCGAGGAGUGUGUUAUAUGUGACCCGUCUGUCGUGCUGGCGCUAAAGUCCCUGGAGAAAGAUUAUCUGCCUGGCCACUUGGAUGCGAAGCAUCACAAAGCCAUGAUGGAAAGGGUAGAGAAAGCCGUGAAGGAUUUCCAGGAACUGUCGCUUAAUGAGGAUACCUAUAUGGGGGUCGUUGGUGAGGGCAGGGGGGGACCACGGACCCCUGGGUCCUGGGAAAGGGAAGGAGGGAGAUAAGACCAGGGGGAGGAAGAGGCUGACAGCAAGGUCUCCGGGAUUCGGGAAUGGAGAAGGCUGAGAUGCAGAUUCUGAGGUUUCCCGGGACGAGGCCACACUGCAAAAGGGGUCCUGGAGUUUGCUGAAGGAUCUGAAACGUAUCACAGACAGUGAUGUAAAAGGUGAUCUCUUCGUGAAGGAGCUAUUUUGGAUGUUGCACUUGCAAAAGGAAACCUUUGCCACCUAUGUUGCUCGAUUCCAAAAAGAGGCUUAUUGUCCCAACAAAUGUGGUGUGAUGUUGCAAACUCUGAUCUGGUGCAAGAACUGCAAAAAGGAGGUUCAUGCUUGUCGAAAGUCCUACGAUUGUGGGGAGCGCAAUGUGGAGGUUCCUCAAAUGGAAGAUAUGAUCCUGGACUGUGAGUUAAACUGGCAUCAGGCUUCUGAAGGCCUCACUGAUUACAGCUUUUACAGGGUUUGGGGGAACAAUACGGAGACCUUGGUGUCCAAGGGGAAAGAGCCCACCCUGACCAAGUCCAUGGUGGGUCCAGAGGAUGCAGGCCGCUACCGCUGCGAGCUGGGCUCUGUGAAUUCCAGUCCAGCCACGGUCAUCAAUUUUCGCGUCACAGUGUUGCCCGAAAGGAUCGAGGAGGAAAAACCGUCCCCAAAUAUCGUAACCUCGGGGGAGGCGACCACGGAGUCGUCCAAUACCCUCCAGCCUCUGAAGCCCGAGAAAAUGCUGAAAGGCCGCCUUCUGGGGCUGCUGAUCUGGGGCUCCCUAGCACUGAUAACCGGCAUUACCUUUGCGAUAUUUUGUCGAAGGAGGGUGAUCGAUUUCAUCAAGUCCUCACUGUUUGGCCUUGGCAGUGGAGUGGCGGAGCAACCCCAGGUCCCAAAAGAAAAAGCCACAGAUUCGAGACACCAAUAAAGAUUUAUCUUGUUGUCUAA